Molecule: messenger RNA, 2558 nt
Organism: Apis dorsata (giant honeybee)
Lineage: Eukaryota; Metazoa; Arthropoda; Insecta; Hymenoptera; Apidae
Source: RefSeq, a predicted model, not a curated record
CUACAAGAAAUGCAACCCAAUAGAAUAGCUAUACCAAAAAAACCAUCUUACUGGUGUUUUCAAGCGGAUGAAAUUUUUUAUAACAGUUCACAAGAAGAAGUGUACCGUGUCACAACCGAGGAUCUUGUAUCAAAAAUUUUAGAUGGUGUGAAUUGUAUUUUAAUGGGCUACGGGCAAACAGGUUCUGGGAAGAGCUUUACUAUGAGCGGUCUCCGAAACAACUGGGAAGUACGAUUAUGCGGAAUAUAUUUUCAAUUUUAAGUUUUUAUAUUGCAAAGACAGCGAUUACAUCCUUUUUCUCAGCACAGAGGCCUGGUCCCGCGACUUUUGACCCAAAUGUUUGCUGAAAAGGCGAAAAGAAAAAAAAUCAACAAAAUAGAAUACUGUAUAAGCUUCAUUGAGAUUUAUGGAAAAGAAACGAAAGAUUUGUUACUCUCUACGGAUAAUAACAAAGUCAAGAUAAACGAGCGAGAACCGUUCAAGGUAUUAAAAGAUAUAAGAUAUUAAAAAGAGAAAGAAAAGAUUAAGGAAGGAUAUUCGAUGAGUAUUUCUCAGUCAGAGAAAUUGUAGGAAAUCUCCAUGAUACCUGUGGAUAAUGAAAAUGAAUGUCUGAAAAAAAUCUUUGAAGGAGAAAUUAGGAGAUCGAUUGCAAUAGGAUCGACUUAUCCAGCCUCUCACUUAUCCAUGUCUGUGAUUACUUUUCAUGUAUCUAAUCUUAGUUUAAUAACAUCAUGGGGUAUUGUAACGACAGCCAAAGUAAUUAUUCGUUAUAUUAUUUGUAUCUCUACGAGUUUUUUAAAGCGUGAAAUUGAAGAUAAUAAGAUUAUGAAUUAAUUGGUUUUGUUCCUCUUUAAUUAAAAAUUUAAUUAACAUGUUAGAUACAUAUUGUGGAAACAGCUGGUACAGGAACAGUAGGAAAGAAUAGUUGUUGGAAAACAGCGACAGAUAUUGGUAUGGCGAAUUUAAUGAAAACUCAGUUGGAGCAAUUCUUUUCACAUAUAGAAAGUCCAGCCACUAUUAAUAUAUCACGCUCCAAUAAUUUGUUCAAGAUUUUAGGAAAUGCUUUUUCAGUUUCAUCUAUAAUUCGGUUAUUAAAAGGAAAUUCAUGAUUGUAUAAUAGAAUUUAAAUUAUUAAAUUUACUAUAAUAUGACUCAUAAUGUAAUUGUAAUAGGUUUAUAUCUCAUAUUCGAAUCACGGAAGAAGAUCUUGACAUCACACUAUCGACUUUACGACUCACCGCAAAAAUUGCAAAGUUAAAACCAAUCAGGAUAAAAAAAGAUAUUAAAUAUGAAACGGAUUUGAUUAUAUAUAAACUUCAGAACGAAGUUAAUGCUUUGAAGAAGGAACUGAUGUUGAACAACUUGAUUUUAAAUCAAGAAGCGCUAAUGAAUAUUUCCAAGUCUCGGAUGGAACAAAUUAACCGGAGUAUUUUUAAUUUUUUAAACGACAAGAUUUCGGACUUCACGCUGUUUAGUAUGUCCCAGGCCCAAGUAUUGUUAAAGUGUAUCAAGGAUUUAUAUAACAGGUUGCAUAAUCUGUGUUAUGUAUAGGAUAGUUUUAGAUUCAAUUUCUAAAUAAAUGAAUCGUUAGAUUAACCGCCAAGGAAGUUGAAGUUGAAAAAUUAAAAGAGACGUAUGAAAAUUUAAUCAAAAUCGUGCCGGAAAGUUCAACAGCAACUUUACUCAAGAAAACUCUAUUAUCUACCGAUGAAAUCAAUGACCAGACACAAAUUAAGAGUCCUUUCUUAAAACCUAUUGAUUAUAUGGAAGAAGAUGAAAAAGAAAUAGAAAAAGAAGUUGGAACAUUAAAGAUACUCACGGAAGGUGUAACUAUAGGUCCCUUUAUGAAAGAACCUACUCUUGAUGAAAGUUUAAAACAACCCAAACAUAUAAUGGUGACUAAAAUUAAUAUCGAGAAAAUUGAUAUCCAGAAUGUACAGACGGUUCGACAAUUGUUUCAUUCUUUCUUAAAAGAGAAUGUAGAAUAUGCAAAAAUUAUGGAAAAAUUUGUUAGAAACGAGAAGACUUUUGCUGUAGUUCGACAAAAAUUUAUAGAUACAAUUGAUAGUUAUUUCCAGUCAAAGAGAAGUGUAGAUGAUGCGCGUGAUGAAUUAAACAAAUACCGACAAGUUCGACAAGUUUUAGAAUUAGAAGAUUUAGAAAAAAAAGAUAAUGUAUGUGAAAUUGAAAGAACAAUUGAACAAAAUCUUUUAUGUUAUGAAAAAGUGUCAAUUAAUUUAGAAGAAGAGGUUAAUCAGAUACAAAAUGAAAUUAACAUGUUAUCAAAUCAACGCGUUGAAAUGAAGUUAAAGCUAGAAUGUGGUUUUCGAAAAUAUUGUAAACAAAAGAAUAUUUUAUUGCAUAGUACUGAAAAAUUGAUGAAAAUAUUGUUGGAAUCUGAAGUAGAUAAUCUGAAAAUGAUUCAAUAUAAGUUCAAUAAGUUUCAACGAAUGAUGUUGCGUAAAACAGAAGUAAAUAUUAUUUUAAUUAAAUACGAAUUAGAAAGAACAAAAAAAGUUCGUUUUGAUAAAGGAAUAUGCAAUAGUGCUAAUACAUAG